Prunus avium (sweet cherry) is the source of this 1300-nucleotide messenger RNA. RefSeq names its product Chaperone DnaJ-domain superfamily protein. Lineage: Eukaryota; Viridiplantae; Streptophyta; Magnoliopsida; Rosales; Rosaceae. Gene Ontology annotation, biological process: protein folding. The record is from RefSeq and is a predicted model, not a curated record. Gene Ontology annotation, cellular component: endoplasmic reticulum membrane.
UUUUUCUGGUUGGUUUCCUCAAACACUUAAACGCAGAGUACCCUCCUUGAAUUAUCGGGAAACCAUUUCAGAGAAAUCUAGAGCUCCGUUGGUAAAGCAUGGCGCCACCGGCAGCGAUUCGGUGGUUCGCGGUUGUUUCAGCUCUAAUGCUGUGCCAUCUCAUCACUACGUCGACGGCCAUCUACUGCGACGAGGACGACUGCUACGAUCUCCUAGGGGUUACGCAGAGCGCGAAUUCUUCGGAGAUCAAGAAAGCUUACUACAAGCUCUCCUUGAAACAUCACCCGGAUAAAAACCCGGAUCCGGAAUCGAAAAAGCUGUUUGUUAAAGUUGCCAAUGCUUAUGAGAUUCUGAAGGACGAGGCCACUCGGGAGCAGUAUGAUUACGCCAUUGCACAUCCGGAGGAGGUGUUUUACAAUACAGCUCGCUACUAUCAAGCAUAUUAUGGUCACAAGACGGAUCCUCGUGCUGUCCUGGUUGGCCUUCUUUUGAUUCUUUCAGCAUUUCAGUAUCUAAAUCAGUGGACAAGGUAUAAUCAGGCUGUGGACAUGGUCAAGAAGACUCCUGCUUACAAAAAUAGACUACGGGCUUUGGAACUUGAGCGUAGUGGGGGGACUACAAAUAAGAAGAAGAGUAACAAGCAGAUGAACAAGAAAGUGGAGGAAGAUCUCGGCAACGAACUCGAGUUGCAGAUUAAAGGAGCUGAACAGCCCUCCAUGUGGGAUCUUCUUGUUGUCCACUUCGUACUCCUACCCUACACUAUUGGCAAGCUAUUAUUAUGGUGUGGCUGUUGGUUCUGGAGAUACAAGGUGAAACAAGCUCCAUAUUCAUGGGAUGAUGCCUCCUACCUAACACAGAGAUCCCUUAAUGCGCCUCUUGAUGCAUGGAGAAAUCUCGACGACUCAAGAAAGGAAGAUCUUAUUCAUAAACGUUUAUGGGAAAAAUCGAACUUGGAGAACUACCUUGCUGAGAUGCGAAAAGAAUCCAAGCGCAGAAGGUAGCAAAUUUUGUCGCCCAUGCUACCUCAUGUUCUCGAAAUACCGACACGACACUUUUUGGUAAAUUAGACCAAUACAUGGAAGAGUUAACCCAUAUUUUUGUUGAAAUAGCUGAGUGGUGGAUGGAAGGCAGGGUAUGAGGACUUUAGUUGCAAACCGCUAUAUUAGCAAAUUGUAUUUUGUUGGGAUUCAUUAUAUUGGAUAAUUUAUAUAACAAACACUACUACGUACGUGCGACUUCGAGGUAAAAUCACCGUUGAACUCAUGACUUUUUAAUUCCCAUUUGAUGCUCAUUGAUUGUA